Messenger RNA from Trachemys scripta elegans, 9477 nucleotides. It is a transcript of the gene MAPK9, whose product is annotated as mitogen-activated protein kinase 9. Gene Ontology annotation, molecular function: JUN kinase activity; ATP binding. Lineage: Eukaryota; Metazoa; Chordata; Testudines; Emydidae. The coding region runs from base 180 to 1454 and encodes 424 amino acids. The transcript has 12 exons. Gene Ontology annotation, cellular component: nucleus; cytoplasm. Gene Ontology annotation, biological process: JNK cascade; protein phosphorylation. The record is from RefSeq and is a predicted model, not a curated record.
CGGGUCCGGACCUGGCGCGGCCCGUGAGGGGGCCGCGACGAGAGGCCAUUGUGGCGAGGGAGGCCUUGGGAGGUGGAGGAGUGAAGCCGCUACCGCGGGACCCAAGCGCCGAGCCGCAGGAGCAGACGAUCUUGAAAACUGCCAGGUCCUUGGGGGAAAAAACUACAUGACACUGCAACAUGAGUGACAGUAAAUGUGAUAGUCAGUUUUACAGUGUUCAAGUCGCAGAUUCCACAUUCACUGUACUAAAACGGUACCAACAAUUGAAGCCCAUAGGAUCUGGGGCUCAGGGCAUUGUUUGUGCUGCAUUUGAUACAGUCCUUGGGAUAAAUGUUGCGGUAAAGAAGCUGAGUCGUCCUUUUCAGAACCAAACUCAUGCAAAAAGAGCUUACAGGGAGCUUGUUCUUUUAAAAUGUGUCAAUCACAAAAACAUAAUUAGUUUGUUAAAUGUAUUCACACCACAGAAGUCACUGGAAGAAUUUCAAGAUGUGUAUUUGGUUAUGGAACUGAUGGAUGCUAACUUGUGCCAGGUUAUUCAUAUGGAGUUGGAUCAUGAAAGAAUGUCCUACCUUCUCUACCAGAUGUUGUGUGGUAUCAAACAUCUCCAUUCAGCUGGUAUUAUCCACAGAGAUUUGAAACCCAGCAAUAUAGUAGUAAAAUCAGAUUGUACACUCAAAAUCCUUGAUUUUGGACUGGCAAGAACAGCAUGUACUAAUUUUAUGAUGACGCCGUACGUAGUAACACGGUAUUACAGAGCACCGGAGGUUAUCCUAGGCAUGGGAUACAAAGAGAAUGUGGAUAUCUGGUCUGUUGGGUGCAUAAUGGCAGAAAUGGUCCUCCAUAAGGUCCUGUUCCCAGGAAGAGAUUAUAUUGAUCAAUGGAAUAAAGUUAUUGAACAGUUAGGAACACCAUCAGCAGAUUUUAUGAAGAAACUACAGCCUACUGUGAGGAAUUAUGUAGAAAACAGACCGAAAUAUCCGGGUAUCAAAUUUGAAGAGCUCUUCCCAGACUGGAUAUUUCCAUCGGAAUCUGACCGUGACAAAUUAAAAACAAGUCAAGCUAGAGAAUUAUUAUCAAAAAUGCUGGUAGUAGACCCAGACAAACGAAUUUCUGUAGAUGAAGCCUUACGACAUCCAUAUAUCACGGUCUGGUAUGAUCCAGCUGAAGCGGAAGCACCUCCUCCUAAAAUCUAUGAUGCACAGCUGGAAGAAAGAGAACAUGCCAUUGAAGAAUGGAAAGAAUUAAUAUACAAAGAAGUAAUGGAUUGGGAAGAAAGAAGCAAGAAUGGUGUGGUAAAAGAUCAGCCCUCAGAUGCAGCAGUGAAUAGCAACACCAGUCCUUCCCAGUCAUCAUCGAUCAAUGACAUUUCAUCCAUGUCAACUGAGCAAACAUUGGCUUCAGAUACAGACAGCAGCCUUGAUGCCUUGACAGGACCCCUUGAAGGAUGCCGAUGAUCAGCCAGGAUUGCAGACUUCACAUUGGGAAAAAAACUCGUUUCCAUUGGCCUGAAUUGCUUGUAAGUUAAUGGAACCAAGUAGAGAAACUCCAUGUUCUGCAUGUUCUUCUAAAGUAAUGCCUGUGUUUUUACUCAGUUGUAAUAAGACUCCCUGCUUAAUGUUAUAGAAUGAAAGCAAAUCAAUGUCUAAAGAAGAAAAAAUUUCAGUUUAGACAUUACUAUGGGCUUUUUUUGUUUCAGCCUAUUUCAGGUGAGCAGUUACAGUAGAUGUGUACCAGAUAACUCCUCCUGAGUGAGUUUAUGGAUCUUCUGUCUCAUUCAGUAGACUUCUGUAACACACACAUGGUCAUUACAUUUUUGCAUAGAAUUACCCUGUAGUGGGUGUUUUGAAUGUAUAGCGUCCGUAUAAUUUGCUUAAAUAUGACUACAGAAGUUUGCGCUAUUUAACUCCAAUAUGUUGUAUGAGUGUGUUACCUUACAUAUUGGAAAUUAUCAGUACUGUAUUCAAGGGGCAAUUGUUCUUCCACAUAGCACUUUUUUUUUUCUAUUGAGCCCUUUCUUUCCUCACCUCCCAAUAAUUUUGUAUAUCUUCUUGUAGAAGAAACAAACUUGUGAACUUCAUAUAGCAUAGCCAUCAUUUCAUAUUUUACCCAGGAAUGCGACUAUGCUUCUCUGAAUGUCUUCUUUCAGUUGUUUUAGUGGGAGGUAGAAUGGGUUAGCUUGGUGAAGCAACAUGUCUCUUUAAACGAGGUGAAGUGCUAAAUUAUUUCCUUAUUUUCUGGCUAAUACAUUGUUUUGUCCUUUUUUUAUCAAUAAAAACUUUUAGAAACGACCCUUUCCCUACUUUUUCUUUCAAGAACAAAAAUUAGUCCUGUGGAGCUUCUCCCUUCGUCACUUCUUGUGUCUCAAUGCAAAAAUCUGAUAAAGGGCAGAGGCGAUUGGGAGACUUGAAACCUAAGUGACCCCUGGAAUAGUUGCACAAUUUUUUUCUAGUCUUGUUUAUGGAACCAUUCUACAAUGUGAAAACUUCUAAAUUUUGAUAGGCCUUUUGACUGAUUUGACAAAUUAUAUUCUUAAGUAUUUCUUAUAUCCAUAGAGCUCAGCUCUACAUCCAAAUUAGACAAAACUCUUUCUUUAUUAAAAAAGCAAUCUGUCUACGUUUUUUAACAAGGUACCACAGGAGAGGGAGGCUGUUUGCAGUGAAGCUCUUCUUCAGUUUUAAUAGAAGCUUAUCAAUGCAGUUUUCAGAUUUAAAUACUACAGACAUUGCCUCUUACAUUGCACAGUAUUUUGAAUUAUUAGAAAAUGUGUGUGCAGUAGAAUAGUGCUUAAGUUAUCAAAUAUUAUACAGUUGUGCAUUUGCAAACAGAAAAGCAUGUUUGCUUUGGAACGCACAAGUGUAAGAAAUGCUUUGCUAAAAGAUCUUCUUGUGUGCACGUGUGUAUGGUUAAACUAUAUAACUAAAAUAGUAAUGAAAAAUGUCAAAGAUGAGGCAAAACAUUUUGCUUUCAUAGUGGCACUAUAUUUAGCUGUUGAUUUAGAUACUGAAGUCUUGAACAUUUAAAGAGAACUUGUACAACUUUCUCACUGAACCAGCAAUUAUGUUACUGACCUGAAUUGUUCAGUAUGCUGUUUGGGAAAGGAAAAAUAAUUGCCCAUGAUUUUGCAUGCUCUUGGUUAUGACCUGAAAGGUAGAAGUUUUUCUGUUAAUGCAGUGUGUACCCAUAAAUGUUUUAAAAUAGGUUAAUUUGCUGUAGCUUUGAAUUUAUCAGAACAGAAAAAUUUGACAAGAAAAUUGGACAGAAGUAUCUUACCUGAUAUUUACUUCCUACAGCUUAUAUUUAGAGUUCACAUCUAGCAUCUUCGUUUUGAUAUAUUUUUUUUAACACGAGUACUGUUUUUGAGUUUUGCCUUUUUGUUUUUUUAAUUCAAAAAUACAGAUAUAUUAUUUAUCAUGUGUUUCUGGUGAUAUGUGCAAAAUUUGUCUGGCUUAUUUUGUCGUCAGAGCAAACCUUUGAUAAAAAUGCUUAUUGUGUUAUUACACAAUAGAAUUGUGCAUACUCUUUAUCUCUGGGUGUUUGGAGGUGUUAAUGUUGAGACACACCUAGCAUAUAGAAUAAGCUCUGGUGAUCUUAAACUAUCUUGUGAUUAGCUUCCGCCCUAUUCACUUCAGGAGGGGAAAAAAUUGAAAUCAAUCUCUCUCUCUCUUCUGGUGUGUUGAUCCAAAAACUGCCUAGAGAUAGCUUCACUUAACUAAGCCUAUAUGCAAUCACUGAUGUAGGCCAAGACUUUUGAAAGUGACUAGUGAUUUUUGGGUGUCUAACAUGAGGUACCUUUUAAGGAACCUUAUUUUCAAAGGAUGGGGGCUCAGGACUUUGAGAAUCAGGCCACUUAAGGUAUCUCAAGCUAAAUACCCAGAAUCACUAGUUAUUUUUGAAAAUCUUGGCUUUAAUGUUUUCAAAGAACUUUGAAAUAAUAGGAUGAAAUGUGCAAAAUGAUGCAACCUACCAUUAAGGUUCCCUAAGAGUUUCCCACUGUACCUGAGGCAUAAAGGGCUGAAAUCUCUAUAGCAAUUUAUUGCAUGUCACAAUAGUGCUGCAGAGCAAAUACAGUUAAGCUAUAUUUAGUAAUAAAAUAAAUGAUUUAUUAAUAAGAUUUUGUCUGCCAGUCUUGGUCUGAUCCUGUUCGUAAAAGUUCUUGCUGGAUAUUUCGAGAUCCAUGAUUAACUUCUGGGAAUGACCUCCUGGACUUGUCGUUUUUCAAGAUUAUACAAAAUCUUUGUUUAGCUUUAAGUAAAUAAGCUAAAGUCUACUCUGUUGUAACUGUUGUCAUUCAAGAGCAACUUACCCCACUAGGUUUAGUCUGUUUGGCAUGCCUCAACUGCAUGUGUAUAGUGGUCAUCCUGUAGUCUACUCAUAAUUGUCAUAAUUUUUUACAUUAUUAUAAAAAGAAUCAUUUGAACUAGUAAGGGAAGUUUUUCUAAUUUAUAGCCUAGUCUUAAAAAUGUACUCCUGGAAUAAAAAGUAGUUGAGUUUUUUAAGUGACCAUGUUUUCCCAUAAUCUUUAUUAUAGUAAAAGAUUGAUUGGAUUUUUAACAUUUGUUUUUAACAGAAGCAGCUUCUUGAAACUUCAGUUGUGACUGCAGAACUAUAACUUUCUUGUUAACGUGCAUGAAAAAUAUAAAGUCUGCAUAUUAUAAGUUGGAUUUCAGUAUGAAAAGAAACAGUUGUCUCGACUUUCAAGAAGUUGGAUGUGCAGCUGUGUUCGCAAAAAUGGAUGCAGAACAGUAUGCCUACUUCUAUGUAUACUUGCACACACAAAUUGGAUAUUUACAUGUAGAAAAUAGGCAUGUACUUCAUGCAGAUUUUGAGCAUACAGUUGCAGUCCUGACUAUUUGCAAAUUAAGCUGUGUCCAGUUUACAAAAUUGAUUUUGCUGACACACAAGAACCCCAUCUCUGAUGUGAAAACUGACACUCACAUGUGUAAUCUUGACAGUAGUUUAAAAGUUUAGAAAUGAACUAUUCAGUCAUUGCAAUAGGAUAAUCUUUCUUUCAGGUGUAGAUCACCUUUGGCACGUGGAAAUGCGCUGGCGGGCCAGGAUGGUUUGUUUACCUGCAGGGUCUGCAGGCCGUGGUCUGCCGUUCCAGACCAAUGGGGGCUGAGGGAAGCGGCAUGGGCCGAGGGAUGUGCUGGCCACUGCUUCCCGCAGCCCCCAUUGGCCUGGAAUGGCGAACCGCGGCCAGUGGGAGCUGCGAUCAGCCGAACUUGUGGAUACUGCAUGUAAACAAACCGUCCUAGCCCGCCAGCAGAUUUCCCUGACGGGCCGCGUGCCAAAGGUUGCCGAUUCCUGAUAUAUAUGAAGUGAUACAGUUGACCAGUUUUCUGCACUUUGUGUUUAGCAUUUAUAAAUAUUUGUUUUUUAAGUGUGUGUGUGUGUGUGUGUGUGUGUGUGUGUGUGUGUGUAAAAACAACCCAACUGAUUCUAUAAACAUGAAUGUUGACUUUUUGUAUGACAAACUCUACAUAGGUUAACACUGCUUCACGCACACAGACUUACAAAAUGUUUAAAAAUAAGUGAUUAAACUUAGUUACAGUUCUUAUACUUAACUGCUCACUUGAAAGGAGAAGGGGAUAAUGGUUAAUAUUCAGAUAAUUAUAUUUAAACAUCACUUUAAUUAUGUAAACACUGAGUAACUGAAUGGCAUUGCAGAAAUGGAGUGUGUUUUAAAAAGUUGAUUUAAUUUUAUUUGUGCUCAUAUCACUUUUCCUCAAAAACAUGACUAAACGAAGAAAUCAACCAUUUUGAAAGCUGAGUGAGAAGCCUAUACAAUGUGCUUUGAGGAAAUACUUUGAUAUGAAAGAUUUUCAUUUUGUUAGGCUUAAAAAAAACCACUAUGUCAAAAUAAGGUUUGUCUGCACAGAUCACAUAGAAUAUACCAGUCUAACCACUGGAAAUGCAAGCCUUUGAAGUUUGUUGUAUCUUAUUUCUGGUAAGGAUUUAAACUUCUUUAUCAAAGAGUACAAGCUAGAUAAGCUCAGACUCAACUAGAAAUUGUUGACUAGUUGGUUGUGAAGAUAUGAAAACCUGUUAGGGACCAGAUUGCUUUUGGGGGUGCAGGGGUGUUUUAAAUCGUAAGAGUAUGUGGGUGGGUAUUCAAAAUUAUGUAGAAAAUAUGAUUCCUCCUUCAAUUUAUUAAUAUUUUCUGAAGGAAAGCUUUUAGAUGGACCUCUACCUAAUACUAAGUCAGUUUCCUUUUUGGAUCUGGUUUUACUUGACUCUUGUCAUAAACUUAUGAUUUUAGAAAUAGGAUGGGGUUUAGAACUUCAAAAUACAACUUAUAUGUCCAUUGUCCAAGAGUUGAGUGAGUGACCCAUUUCAAUACGGCAGAAGUGCACUGUACUGAUUUGGCAUGCAUUGUAAAUUCCUGGAAAAUUCCUCAGGUGCUCAAGUGCAGACAAAUCUUUACUGAACUUAAUACCCAAGUUGGCAGAUAGGUUCAGUCUUGCAGCAAUAUAGUUUGUAUGGGGUGUUUCAUUUGAAUUGUGAAACUUAGAGUGGAAGUACUUUUAAGUGAAGAAACACUGAGCAGCCUUUGUUUGUAAAUGCUACUUAUAUAUAAAAUUGAUUCUAUCAGGGCUUGAUGCUAAACUUAGUGAUACUGGGUACUUGGAUCCAGAUUCCUUCCUGGGAUAUGCACUGUGUGGCUCCCAUUUUAAGUUAAUGUGUUGUGUGCACUUGCAUCCAAAUGCAGAAUUUGGACUUAAAUUAUGUUCCUAUGGCUGAUUCCCUGAUGUUGGUUAGUUUCAUUACUUCUCCAUGAAUGUCCUUGAGUUCAUUUGAUAUUGGGGGUAUGGCAGAAGUAAAUAUAUUCUGGUUCAUUAUCUUAUAUAUAUUAUUUUAAAUUGUCCAUCAUGUAAGUUAUAGUGAUGUUCUAAAUAUGCAAUAUUACACAAAUCUAUCAAAUCAAACUUAUUCUUAUGCCCACUUAUGCAUGCUGCAAACCUCUUGAGCUAAAUUAUGUUAAUGUUUUAAGUAAGCAAUCUUUUCUCUUAAUAUUUGUAUUAGAGGUAAGUGGAGAGGCAGGCAACUAACCUUGGUAUUUGUGUUCUCUAAAAUGACAAUAUUUAUUUUUGUAACUAUAAUUCUGCUUGUGGAUUUCAAUCCCACAAACUUGCUGUGUUGAUGUAUAAUCAGAACAAAUUUAUUGAAAAAAGUCAAAUACAAAAUCAAAACAGAAGAUUCUCUUUUGGGCUGUGUUACUGAAUAUAUGGUAAAUUAGUUUGGUCCCAAAAUUAAAAAGCAGAAUAUUGAAGAUGUAUUUAAUAUUUAAGUUUUUACUUUGUUGUGCUGCUGCUUAAUUUUUGAAAAGGUGCUUGCAGUUUUGCACAACAAAAAACUGUUUUGAUUGCAGUGUUGAAGCACUUUAGGAUUCUUCUAAACACCAUCUUCACCUGUUUUUAUAUUGUUUUGCAUGUUAAAACUGUUUGUGUUGCAAAUCUUGAUGUUCCUCUUUGUGAUCCUGUAGUUAAGGUUGAAUCAGCAUCAUACUUUAAACAUAAACCUAUUUUCAGAGAUUUAAAAAUUUGGGUUUACUUUUUUUUUUAAUAGGCUAAAACUUAAUGCACUCUAAAAUGUCAGUUAGAAGCAUCAUUUCCCCAUAUCUAAAAUGGUUUGAUUAGCAGCAUGGUUGCCUGGCCACUAGUUAUAUAGAUAUUAUAGUUUCUUGGUUAUAAUAGCAGGAUCAGCUAAGAACAUUAGGUCCUUUAUUGAAACCAGAGUCUAUUAAUGCAUGCUAUGCUUCAGAGGAGAGCUGUUGUUUUAUGGUAAUGUUCAUACACCCUAAUCAGGAUUGAGGCUUUAUUGCACUAGGUGCUGCACAAACACACACGCAGGCAUAGUCCCUGCUCCAAAGAAAUUAUUCGGUGGCACUGAUCCUUCCAGUGGGGAACAGGGCUUAGAGUAUCAUCAGCCAGGAACAGUAAUCAGCUAGAGCCUUAUUUUUUGUUCUCACGUGCCCUGCUAAAGGCAUAAUAGCUGAAACAUUGAUGGUAAUAUUUAUCACUCUCCAUGUUUAUGAAAAUGAAGCUAAAAUUUUAGAGCUUUAUAAUAGCACACUGCAUGUGCUCACUGCUAUCUUCUAAGGAAAAAAUUGGUAACUUAAAGGUCAAAUGUGUGCAAUAUUUUUGUAAAUGUCAGAUGUUUGAUGGGUGCUAAUUUUUUCAAUGAAAUUGGCAGAUUAGCAAUGUUGUUGUCACUUUUGAUAUAUAUAUUUUUUCAGACGGCUGGCAGCUUAAACUUUAAACUGACUAAUGUGCAUGUUCAGCUUUUUGAAAUAAAAUUCAGAAAAAUUCUUACAGUAGUUUACAUUUCCAUUAUAGGUUAAUGCCUCUUAGGAGCCAUUGGUUUAUUGUAUGAAUAAAAAACUUCUAAAAACAAAACUCUAUCAAUACAUAACUCUUUUUCAAAAGGCCAAAAUUAUAUUACAUAUUGAUAGAGCCAAAAGUGCUGUUCUAGUCUUUCAUGUAAGAGAUGUGUUUAAAUAGAGACAAAUAAAUGCAAGGUUACUAUAAUAUGAUUUGUCCAGUACAAUGAUGCCUUUCUGGUCUCUAGAUUAAAUUACAAGGAUUUUACUAGUUUCCGUCUGAAAUUUUGAGCAAAAAAAAGAUGUAUAUCAAAUGCAAAUACAUUACGGUGAUUUAACAGUUUUUAAUACAAACUGUCAAGUCCAGGAAAUUCAGUCAACAGUGUGACUGAAUGAGUUGAAGAUGAAAUAUCAGCCUAAACAGAAUUUCCUGGAUUUUCCUGAUUUCAGUCACAAGCAUAAUGUGUUUAUAUUUAUGAAAUGGUUUGUGUUUGCUUAGUUUUAGCAGGUGUAAUUUUAUGAGAAUGUUCUGUAUAAGGUAUCUAUGAUAUGGAUGUUUAACAUUUGCCUAAUCACAUUUUGAAACGUCUGUUCUCUAAGAAUUUUUUCAAAAGUCUUCAUUUGUGUUUACUCCCACCAAAAUGUGUAUGUUAUAGGUUUUUUCUAUGGGUUAACCAAUUAUCACAAAAAAUAGCAUCAAGCCCUAAUACAUAUCUUGUUCAGAGUUUAUGGCCUUUAUUUUAGUUACAGUAUGGUAUGUGAUUUCAGAAGAGAUGUGCUUUUAAGUCUAACUGUAUAGAUAUAUAAAGUGGCCUAUUCUGCCUAAUAAACUUGGCUUUGAUUGCCAUAUUUCAUUCUUGAUGCUUGUGCAAUAGGGAAAUGUUCUGUGUAAUGGCAGUGGCUAUUUUGUCUCAUGCUGGAUUUUGAUUUCAAGAAGAUUAAAAGAUUUUUUACGGACAGCAGUCAUUCCUUGUUUUCAGACUGAUUUCAAGGAAGCUAGAAUUUUCAUAAGGAAUGUUGUCAAUAGCUAACUCUGACGUGCUAGCUAUAGCCUCAUCUAAAAUUUAGUUUCCUGAGUUGUUUUUCUCCAAAAGUCUUAUUUUAGAACAUCAAUAUUAAAACCACUGUAAAAUUUCAAAUAAAUAUGUGAACUUAAA